This is a messenger RNA of Leptomonas pyrrhocoris, 2799 nucleotides long. RefSeq names its product endonuclease/exonuclease protein-like protein. Gene Ontology annotation, biological process: base-excision repair. The record is from RefSeq and is a predicted model, not a curated record. The coding region runs from base 574 to 2799 and encodes 741 amino acids. NCBI's taxonomy places the organism in Eukaryota, Euglenozoa, Kinetoplastea, Trypanosomatida, Trypanosomatidae. Gene Ontology annotation, molecular function: DNA binding; phosphoric diester hydrolase activity; endonuclease activity. The transcript has a single exon. Gene Ontology annotation, cellular component: nucleus.
GCCGGAGAACGCAUGCUGCGGAGUACAGCGGCACGCAAACUCACACACCCCCAGCACAAACGGCACACCUCAGCAUUCCACUCUGGGUCCGAUAGAACGACAAGUAUAGAAAGAUCGUACGCAGAUACGCGUAUUAGUUAAUCAUAAGCGCGAUACUUGCGCACGUCUGCUGCACCACGACUGCUGCUCGCGCGCACUCGCAAACAACCAGAAAGUCAUGUAAUCCUCGCACACGUCUUCGCGUUUACUUCACACACACACACACACACAAAUCAGUCUCCCCUCUUCUUAUGUGCGCAUCUAAGUAGCAACGCUCGGUAAUAGCAUUCGUCUCUACCGCGGACUGAAAGAGAGCAGAGGAGGAACAAACCCAAGAACCUUUCUGUACUGUCUGCUUGUUGUUCGGCUGAUUUCACUUAUCGACGGUUUUUGUUUGGUUCUCACUCCUCUUGACACGGCAGAGAGUUCUUUGAAACAAAAGCUCUCUUCACGUGCCUCUUCUUUUUCGAUUCCUUCCUACUGAGCAAACCAGCUUUUUGCAUCUUGUCUUUACACUCUACAGAAGAAGAACCGAUGUUUCUUAUCAGCUGGAAUGUGGCGGGGUGGGCGUCGACCUCGCAGGCCAUCCGCGAAAGCUACGGCAGCCUGCAUGACUUCUUCGCCUGCACAGGAGCAGACAUCAUCUGCCUGCAGGAGUGCAAAGGAUCGUCGGCGAAGCUGAGCGCCUCGCCGGUGGACAUGGGUGCCAGCGAUCCCCCAAUGAAUCGACGUCCCGCUGUUCGCCCCCUCGCGCGUCUCGCUGCGCGUUCCGAUGACGACCGCACAGCACCACCUGCGUCGUUGAAGACGACUCUUGGCGGCGGAGGCGUGAACAACGGCAUUGAGGGCUGGGAGUCUUUCUGGUCUUUCAGCGGCAAGCAGCACCGCGGCUUCAACGGCGUCGUCACGUUUGCGCGCAAAGGCCUGACGUGGUGCUGCGACAACCAGCCCUUCGAGGAGGAGGAGUUCAACGAUGAGGGUCGCGUGGUGGUGACACACCACAGCGCGUUUGUGCUGGUGAACGUGUACGUGCCCAACGCACGCGGCGGGGCGCGGCACGACUACAAGUUCGGCUUUUUACGCGCACUGGAAAGUGUGAUGGAGAAGCUGCGUCGCGAAACGAAGAAACCCGUCAUGCUGGUAGGUGAUUUGAACAUGACGUACAGGGCGUUUGACGGGGCGUGGACGCUACGGCGCCUUCACCUCGGCACCCUGCUGCAGCUGGAGGUUUUUGCAGCGGAAAAGACAGAGGCGGAGUGGGCGGCGGCACUGCCCCACCUGCCAAAGGCCGCCCUGCAGCGCGUGGUCAACAUGAUCACUAACUAUCUGUGCGCUCGGGUGAUGGAGGUGGCAGGGGCAAACAGCGAGGUGGGCGGCGGACCGAAGGAGACUUCCAGCGUCCCCACGCCGCCGUACUCGCCGCUGUCUCCACCGUCGUCGGCAUCAGCACCAGGCACCACGAGUGUUGUCGCGGUCGAUGCGGAGCUCAUCGUGGACGACGACACCAUCGACCGGGCUGCCCUCCAGCGCCUCUGUGAAGUGUUGCAGACGGAGGGCUUCAGUGGCAGCAGUGGGCGAAUGACGCAAAUGUACGAGGCCCCUCCACUGUCGCUGCGCGCCUUGUACAGAGCGGGCUUUCGCACCGCGUACGCUUCGGAGUUCGCCAAGAGCUUCUCCUGCGCGCACAACAACGAGCUGUACACGGUGGUGCGCUACUGCGGCCUUUCCCCGCAUUCCGACGCGUCCGCCGGCUUUAUGGGCAGACUGCUGCACCUUUCCUUGCCGACAUCGUCCGUGUCUGUCCUAGCAAAUCGGCUACCAUGGGAAACACCCGCGUCGUCGCAUUUACCUGGAGAUGGAUCAGGCAUCGCGGACUACUCACACACACGCAUGUUUGACUCGUUUCUCCUCACCGAUGAUGUUAUUCGCCUUCAUAACAGCAAUCAAAGCAACGAUAGCAGCAGCGGCACCGCGCUGGACACGACAAUCAUGGAGGAGCUGGAGCGGCCACAGCUGCGGCCCUACUGCCCAUGUCCGUACACCGUCUGGGAUCAGUCGCGCAACCGCCGCCUGGAAAACGUUGGCACUCGGCUGGACUACAUCCUCAUUGAUGCCGCGCUGCUGUCCGCCGUCGAGUGUCGCCGAGAAACUGCCAACAACGUCCUUCCUUCUACAGAGUCCACGCACGCCAGUCGAAGUGAGUUUUUCAGCGAGGUGCAGGGCUCCCAAUUCCGCGACGGGGUGCAGCGUGCCAUGGCAGGCGGUGCCUACCCACCUGCCCCUUUCGACGGGUCGGGUAUGCCAGCGCUGGCGGAGAGUGCGCGGGAGCUGUGCUGCGCGGGUCUGCCGUCGACGGGCCUCUUUGUGACGCCACCGCAGUUCAGUGAUCAUAUCGGCGUCGGACUGGUGCUGAAUCUGAGCCGCCUCGGGGGCCGCAGUGAGCUUGUGCAGCGACCCGGAAAGCUAAUCGAGGUUCACAAGUGCAUGUACCGCCCUCCUGUCGGGCUGCACACGUUUUUUGCCGCGGCAGCGUCCAAGAAGGUGCCGGCGGCUGAUGCACCGGCAGUUCCUUCUGCAUCGACGGCUGGACAGAAGCGCGGGGCAGACGAAAUCAAAAACGCGCUGUCCGGGCAAGAUACGACGGACGCUCCUCAGAAGUCUGCGCGGCCACUGAAGGCGGCGCGUGCAGAAGUGGCGGCGGCACUCCAGCGGACCACCGCCGCGAAUGAAGCUGAAGUUGUGGACGUGGACGAACUGUAA